AGUGGAUACUUUGUCGUAGUCUGCACUAUGACGAGGUCUGCUUCCACGACCAAUCAUAAUCGAGCACUUGUAUGGCCGCUAACUUGGUUGUAUUUGUAUAGGUUAGUUAGUUACUUUCCGACGAAGUUUAGAUUAUGAAUAGUGAAUUUUGUAAUUUAUUAAGUCCGUGUUCAUAAAUGUUACAUAGAUUUCGUGCAUUAAAUGUUAUUUAUUAGGUUGUACAACCAUAGGUGAACCAUUGUAGUAGCCAUGCUGCUGCUACAGAAGACUGUAUUUAGGCUCAGCCCACUGCUAGUUCUCUUGUCCUGCUGGUGUCUCCUGGUAUCAGGUGGAAGUGGAGGCUCACAGACAGCUGGCAAGAAGAAGAGCAAGGCGGUGACGACUGUGAUAGACGCCAAGUGGCAUUCGACGCCUCUCGUGCUGGAGGUCGCCGAGUACCUGGCAGAGGAGGGCUCCCACCUAUUCUGGCAGUUUGUCGAUGCUGUCAGUCAGAUGCAGCCGCCGCUCAGUCACAUAUCAACCGAGAAAGCGGCCUACGAUGCAGCUCUCGAUUUGGUGCGGCAAGGCGACAUUCUGUCAGCGGGCCAAGUGUCGGUGAUGAAGUUGGCUCUGUCGCUGCGCGCGCACUCUCCCCGGGUGCAGAUGUACUCGCAGAUGGCGGCAGAGAGGGGUAUGGCGGGGUGUGCCAACGGAGUCGACCUGGCUGGUGACCUCCUAUGCUCACCUGACAAGCUAGAUGACCACAUCGAUGCUGUGUUGAAGAAAGAUCCAAAAUUAGUGACCAGGCUAGAAACGUUCAGACUGGAUCACUACUAUCCGGGGGCUGACAAUAGAAGUGUGGUGGCCAUCUUGUAUGGAGAACUGGGAACUCCUGGAUUUGCCGAAUUUCAUGAAAUUCUGAAAAAGCGCGCUGCCAAGGGGGAAAUCGACUAUGUGCUCAGGCAUCAUGUUAAGGAAGCCAGCAAUAAACGUGUGCGUCUGUCGGGUUAUGGCGUGGAAUUGCAUAUGAAAUCGACCGAAUACAAAGCAGAGGAUGACACCAAAGUGUCAGACAAGGAAAAGGGUGGAGAAGGACAGCCUGAGGAUGAUGAGGAGGAGAUUGAGGGAUUCAAUUUCAGUAAACUCAAACAAAUGUACCCGGACAAAAAGGAAGAGCUGGACAAAUUGAGACAAGAACUGUUGGAGACGAGCGAUGAGCUAGCGCCCCUGAAGGUGUGGCAGUUUCAGGAGCUAUCGCUGCAGGCCGCUCAGAGGAUAGUGUCCGCUCCAAUAGAGGAAGCCAUCAAGAUUCUCACUCAUAUCUCUCAGAAUUUUCCCAUGCAGGCAAAGUCUCUGGUGAAGACAAGAGUGAACCCAGAAAUGAAGAAAGAAAUCAAAAUGAACCAAGACAUAUUUGCGAAUACGCUCAACCUCCAGCCAGCAGAUACCGCUCUAUUCAUAAACGGAAUGUUCUUUGAGGCCGAAAAUAUCGAUAUGAUGACAAUACUCGAUACCAUAAGACAAGAACUCAAUAUCAUGGAAGGACUCUACAAAAUCGGUAUUUCGGACAAAUCAACGCUGAGCAAACUGUUGGCGCUGGAUUUUUCGACGGCGACGGGACGGGAGUACGCCAUCGAUAUCCGUGACUCGGCCAUCCAGUGGGCCAACGACAUCGAGGCUGACAAAAAGUACAAGCGAUGGCCUUCGUCUCUGCUCGAACUGCUCAGGCCCACUUUCCCCGGCAUGCUCCGGAGUAUCCGCCGCAAUAUUUACAAUCUGGUUAUAAUCGGAGACCCGUCGCAGCGCGCCGUGUGGCCGCUAAUCAAGAUGGCGGAAUCGUUCCACCUGCACUCGUCUCCGCUGCGCAUCGGGCUGGUGUUCGCCGUCAACUCGACCAAGGGCACGGGACUCAACCACGCCGGCGUGGCGCUGCUCAACGCGUUCAACUAUGUCGCCGAAACCAAGGACUCCUUCGACGCACUCAGCUUUGUCACUGACGUGUAUGCGUCAAUCAAGGAGCCAGACAGAGAUGUGUUGCCGGGAGAUGUGUACAAAUUGUUGCGCUCUCGCUUCCCCAGUUCGGACCCGGAUGAAGUUCUAGGAGCUGACACCGACUAUGACACAGGUCGGCAGCUGGCAGCUGAUUUCGUCAGGAAAUCUGGAUUCCGCACUUUCCCACAGGUAUUGUUGAACGGUAUUCCGCUGGCAGAAAGCACAUUGACGGCCGAUGACUUCGAAGACUCGGUGUUCUCGGAGGUGAUGAUCCAAACGCCGACUCUGCAGAAGGCUGUCUACAAGGGAGAACUCUCCGACACCAUGAAUGUGCUCGACUUCAUUAUGGACCAGCCCAAUGUAAUGCCAAGAAGCAGCGGACGGAUCAGAGUGGGCUUCAUAGCGAAUCCUUCUUCCUCGGACACGAAACUGGACAGACUGGUUGUGGCGGCGUACGAGACGCUCACUGCCGACCAGGCCGCUGUCAAGAUCAAGCGAAUGUUGGCCGACUAUGACGACAUCGCGGCUGGCAAAAAGGACCACAGCGACUAUGAUUUGACGAACGUGGACUGGCCAUCAGUGGACCGCAAAGUGGAGGAGCACCGUUCGUUCGCGAAGCAGGUGGCCUGGCUGGAGGGAGGGCAACUGGGCAUCAUCACCAAUGGCCGACUGCUCGGCCCACUGGCCGACGAUGAGGAGUUCACUGUCGACGACUACGGCCUCUUGGAGCGGUUCAGUCUGUCCGCGCAUGUCGAGAAGAUUCACAAGACGCUCAAUGAAGCAAGUAAAUACUCGUCCAUUCGCAAGUCAUCCCGAUCCCAGACUUGCAGUCGUACUACUUGUACCCGAGAGAUGGCUGCAUUUAUGAACCUGCGUGGUGUGAAACUUUAUAGAGACCACCGUGAUAUAAGUCCCGAUCUAUCUAAGGGACUAAUACGGUUUGAGAGCAAAAACAACGUGGACUGGCCAUCAGUGGACCGCAAAGUGGAGGAGCACCGUUCGUUCGCGAAGCAGGUGGCCUGGCUGGAGGGAGGGCAACUGGGCAUCAUCACCAAUGGCCGACUGCUCGGCCCACUGGCCGACGAUGAGGAGUUCACUGUCGACGACUACGGCCUCUUGGAGCGGUUCAGUCUGUCCGCGCAUGUCGAGAAGAUUCACAAGACGCUCAAUGAAGGUGUGGAGCCGGGAGAGGACAUGGUGUCGAGUGAUGUGCUGAUGAAGACAGUGUCGCUUUUGGUGGCCAGACCGCAAACUAAGAGUCGCUUCCAGGUCAAGGCUGCCGGCGAAAAGCAUAGUGUAAUCCAUCUGCCAGCGGCGGUGGCUGAGCAGCCGGCCUUCGACAUCACAGUGAUUGUGGAUCCGGUGUCACGUGGUGCUCAGAAAAUGGCGCCCAUCCUGACUGUAUUGAGGCAUGUUGUCAACUGCCACAUUCGCAUCUUCCUCAACUGCCUCGAGAAGAACAGCGAUAUGCCGCUCAAGAGUUUCUACCGUUACGUGUUGGAACCGGAAGUGCAGUUCACUGCGGACGGGCACCUUGCUUCCGGUCCGUACGCCAAGUUCACGAACAUGCCGGGUGCACCGCUGCUCACACAGAACAUGCAUGUGCCUGAGAACUGGCUCGUAGAGAGCAUUGUCAGUCCCUACGACCUUGACAACAUACGCUUGGAGGAGGUCGAGAGUGCUGUUCACAGUCAAUUCGAGCUGGAGCACCUGUUGCUGGAGGGGCACUGCUUCGAGGCAACAAUGGGCAACCCACCGCGUGGCCUGCAGAUGACACUGGGCACGGAGACGCAGCCAGUGGUGGUCGAUACCAUAGUCAUGGCCAACCUCGGCUACUUCCAACUCAAGGCCAACCCUGGCGCAUGGCUGCUACGGUUGAGGCAGGGCCGCUCAGCUGAGAUAUUCGAUAUCACUAGUCACGAAGGCUCGGAUACGCCGGUGAACUCGACCGACAUCAAGGUGCUGAUCAGCUCGUUCCGGUCGCACGUGUUGAAGCUGCGAGUCACCAAGAAGCCAGACAAGAUAGGGAUGGACCUCCUCGGCGAGGACGAUGACAGUCAGCCUGGCCUCUGGAACUCCAUCACUAGCACUUUUGGAAGUACAAAAGAGGAGCAGGUUGAAGCAGAAACUAUCAACAUAUUCUCAGUAGCUUCAGGACAUUUGUACGAAAGAUUCCUUCGAAUUAUGAUGUUGAGUGUUCUGAAGAACACCAAAUCUCCAGUCAAGUUCUGGUUCCUCAAAAACUACCUGUCGCCUACUUUCAAGGAUUUCUUGCCGAGAAUGUCUAAAGAAUACGGAUUCCAAUACGAGCUGGUACAAUACAAAUGGCCGAGGUGGCUGCACCAGCAGACGGAGAAGCAGAGGAUCAUCUGGGGGUACAAGAUCCUCUUCCUUGAUGUGCUCUUCCCCUUAGAUGUCAAGAAAAUCAUUUUCGUUGAUGCUGAUCAGGUUGUCCGUGCUGAUAUGAAAGAACUGGUUGACCUGGAUCUGGGUGGAGCUCCCUACGGAUACACUCCUUUCUGUGAGAGCAGAACAACUAUGGAUGGCUUCAGGUUUUGGAAGCACGGCUACUGGAGGAAUCACUUGCAAGGCAGACGUUACCAUAUUAGUGCCCUUUAUGUGGUUGAUCUCAGACGAUUCAGAAAGAUAGCAGCCGGUGACAGACUGAGAGGCCAAUACCAGGCUUUAAGUCAGGAUCCUAAUAGUCUUUCAAAUUUGGAUCAGGACUUGCCAAACAACAUGAUACAUCAAGUUGCCAUAAAAUCGUUGCCACAAGAAUGGCUGUGGUGUGAAACGUGGUGUGACGAUGAGUCAAAGAAAUCUGCAAAAACUAUAGAUUUGUGUAACAACCCUCUAACUAAAGAAGCCAAACUGACGGCAGCCAUGCGAAUUGUAGACGAGUGGAAAGAUUACGAUGCCGAAAUAAAAGCCCUGCAACUGAAGUUGGGUGCCACUGAAGAACACGAAGAGGAAGACCACAGUGAUCAACAGACACACGAUAAAAAUCAAGACAAGACUUCCGGACACGCUCAUUCUGAAUUAUGACCUGUCGACGAUUGCAUAAAAGAUGUAUUUCCUAUACAAUCACCAUCAAACAUCGUAUUGAUUGAUGAUCAUUGUCAGUACAGUACUGCCAACAGUUUAUUUCUUCCUUAUAGCCAUAUUGGCAACACAUUGUAAAUUUUCAAAUGAACGAUUUUGUUUUUCAAUUGCUCAUAAAAAUAGUGAGAAAUCAAGUGCCGUUUUAAUAUCAUCAAACAUUUUUGUUUCA
Nilaparvata lugens (brown planthopper) is the source of this 5242-nucleotide messenger RNA. RefSeq names its product UDP-glucose:glycoprotein glucosyltransferase (gene Uggt). Gene Ontology annotation, cellular component: endoplasmic reticulum. Gene Ontology annotation, molecular function: UDP-glucose:glycoprotein glucosyltransferase activity. NCBI's taxonomy places the organism in Eukaryota, Metazoa, Arthropoda, Insecta, Hemiptera, Delphacidae. The transcript has 28 exons. Bases 250 to 5016 code for a protein of 1588 amino acids. The record is from RefSeq and is a predicted model, not a curated record.